CUAACGCACUGGGGAAGCGCUAGGAGGGAAGAAUUACUUACAAGACGGGUUAGGAGCCCCAGAGGAUUUUUCGAGAAGGAGACAUUUACUUGUGCAGGAUUUUGGAAGACGAGCUACCUACCUCCCGUCGUCCGUCUUUGGUCAGCCAGUUGGGGGAGACAUGCUCCCGCCCCUCUAGCCCGAGAGACCGCGCAGCGACUGCGACCGCGCGCGGCUGCGCACGCCCUCAAGCCCGCCCUUUCCGGCCGACUCUUGCGGGGCGUGGCUGUGCUGGCAAGAUGGCGGCGCCCGAGAAAAUGGUGAUUCCGGAGAAACUAAGCCACAAAAAGUACAGGGCCGCCCUGAAGAAGGAGAAACGAAAGAAACGUCGGCAGGAACUCGCUCGACUGAGAGACUCAGGACUCUCACAGAAGGAGGAGGAGGAGGAGACAGCAGCGGAUGCUUUUAUUGAAGAACAACGACGAGAAGAAGAGAGGCUGUUGGAGAGAGAGAGGCAAAAAUUACAUGAGGAGUGGUUGCUGCGGGAACAGAAGGCGCAAGAAGAAUUCAGAAUAAAGAAGGAAAAGGAAGAGGCAGCUAGAAAACGGCAGGAAGAACAAGAGAGAAAGUUAAAGGAAGAAUGGGAAGAACAGCAGAGAAAAGAGAGAGAAGAGGAGCAGCAGAAGCUACAGGAGAAGAAAGAAAGAGAGGAAGCUGUGCAGAAGAUGCUGGAGCAGGCUGAAAAUGAGUUGGAAAAUGGCACCACAUGGCAAAAUCCAGAACCACCCAUGGAAUUAAGAAUAAUGGAAAAAGAUCGAGCCAAUUGUCCAUUCUACAGUAAAACAGGAGCUUGCAGAUUUGGAGACAGGUGUUCACGUAAGCACAAUUUCCCGGCAUCAAGUCCCACCCUUCUUAUUAAAAGCAUGUUUAUGACAUUUGGGAUGGAGCAGUGCAGAAGGGACGACUAUGACCCCGACGCAAGUCUGGAGUACAGCGAAGAGGAAACCUACCAGCAGUUCCUGGACUUCUAUGACGACGUGCUCCCCGAGUUCAAGAACGUGGGGAAAGUGAUCCAGUUCAAGGUCAGCUGCAACUGGGAACCUCAUCUGAGGGGCAAUGUGUAUGUUCAAUAUCAAUCGGAAGAAGAAUGCCAAGCAGCCCUUUCUCUGUUUAAUGGACGGUGGUACGCAGGACGACAGCUUCAGUGCGAAUUCUGCCCAGUGACCCGAUGGAAAAUGGCAAUUUGUGGUUUAUUUGAAAUACAGCAGUGUCCAAGAGGGAAACACUGCAACUUUCUUCACGUGUUCAGAAAUCCCAACAAUGAAUUUUGGGAAGCGAAUCGAGACAUGUACCUGUCUCCGGAUCGGACUGGCUCCUGCUUCAGUAAGAACUCAGAGAGGAGGGAGCGGCUGGGCCGCCACGACGACUACUACAGUAGGCCACGGAGGAGGAGGAGCCCCGGGCCGGCCCACUCCUACAAGAGGAACGGGGAGGCCGAGAGGAGGAGGAGGAGGAGGAGGAGCCACGGGGGCAAGAAAUCUCACAAGCACACGUCCAAAAGCCGGGAGAGGCACAGUUCCCGAAGCAGAGGAAGAAAAAGGGGCCGCAGCCGUGGCCGGGGCAGCCGCAGCCGCCGGAGCCGCAGCCGGAGCUCCUCCAGGUCCAGGAGCCGCGGCAGGAGGACGUCGGGGAGCCGAGACUGAACUCUGCAGAGUCCCAAAUCCAAAUAAACUUACCAUGUCCUUCA
Molecule: messenger RNA, 1726 nt
Organism: Balaenoptera ricei (Rice's whale)
Lineage: Eukaryota; Metazoa; Chordata; Mammalia; Artiodactyla; Balaenopteridae
Gene: ZRSR2
Product: zinc finger CCCH-type, RNA binding motif and serine/arginine rich 2
Exons: 11
Coding region: 279-1682 (467 amino acids)
Biological process (GO): mRNA splicing, via spliceosome
Cellular component (GO): U2AF complex; spliceosomal complex
Molecular function (GO): pre-mRNA 3'-splice site binding; metal ion binding
Source: RefSeq, a predicted model, not a curated record